GUAACCAAUAAGUCACGGAUUCAGAUUCGGUCCAUGAAUACUCGUGAUCAUCUAAACUAAUGUAUAUAUGUGAGUAAUUAAAAUCAACAUAUUGAAAUUAAAUGUUGUAAUCUAUUGUAAAAUACAAAGUAUCUAUUGCGAAAAUAACAACAAAAUAGACCUGUAGCGUUAAAAAGAAAGUGAAAUGUGGAUUUUGAAAUACAACGUGUUAAAAAAUUAUGUUAAAAAAAAUGUUUCGGCCGUGCCGUCAAUUAUAUUUCAAUGCACGCGACCUCUUAGUAGUUUAAAAGGCAAAGUAAUAGCCAUCAGAAGGGAAGAUCAAUCAGUAUGGGAAAGACGUGCGCCACUGGCACCGUCAAAUGUUCGCCGAUUAAUUCGUGCUGGCGUUAAAGUUAUUGUGCAACCCAGCAAUAGAAGAGCAUAUCCGGCCAAGGCUUACCUUUCCGCUGGUGCAUCUUUACAAGAAGACAUCAGUACAGCUUCUGUAAUUUUUGGCGUCAAGCAGGUUCCGGUUGAUCAGCUGAUACCGAACAAAACAUAUUGUUUCUUUUCGCACACGAUCAAAGCCCAGGAAAGCAAUAUGCCUUUGCUGGAUGCAAUAUUGGAGAAGAACAUUAGGCUGCUGGAUUUUGAAAAAUUAACCGAUGCUCAGGGUCAGCGUGUGGUAGCUUUUGGAAAAUAUGCUGGCGUCGCUGGUAUGGUCAAUAUUCUUCAUGGUCUAGGACUGAGAUUGCUUGCUUUGGGACACCAUACGCCAUUUAUGCACAUUGGUCCAGCGCAUAAUUACAGGGACUCGGCAAUGGCACGGCAAGCCAUAAGAGAUGCUGGAUACGAAAUAGCUUUGGGAGCAAUGCCAAAAUCUAUUGGACCACUUACGUUCGUUUUCACCGGAAGUGGAAAUGUCAGUCAAGGUGGUCAGGAAGUCUUCCAGGAGCUUCCUCAUGAGUACGUCGCCCGCGAAUCCCUGAGGAAGGUCGCGGAACACGGUGACACGACCAAGAUUUACGGCUGCGAGAUCAGACGGAGACAUCACCUAGAGAGGAAGGAGGGCGGCGGUUUUGAUUCUGAGGAAUAUGACAAAUAUCCGGAAAGAUACAUAUCAAUUUUCAGUAAAAAAAUAGCACCGUAUGCAUCUGUUAUCAUCAACGGGAUAUACUGGGCUGUAGAUUCCCCUAAAUUGCUUACUAUACCCGAUGCUAAAAAUUUACUGAGACCGGCCUAUACCCCAUGGUUGCCGAUAAGCGUUGGUGCCCCAGCGUUGCCACAUAGAAUGUUGGCAAUUUGUGACAUUUCGGCCGACCCAGGUGGCAGCAUUGAGUUCAUGAAUGAAUGCACGACCAUCGACACGCCGUUUUGUCUUUACGAUGCUGAUCGCAACAAGGAUACGAAAUCCUUCAAAGGACCUGGUGUUCUUGUCUGUUCGAUAGACAACAUGCCCACACAACUCCCAAGAGAAGCAACGGAUUUCUUUGGUGACUUAUUGUAUCCUUAUGCACUUGACAUCAUCAGAUCGGAUGCUAAGAAGCCAUUGGAUGAUCAUGGAUUUACUCCAGCUGUCUACGGCGCCAUUAUUGCUUCCAACGGAGAAUUGACACCCAAUUUUGAAUAUAUCAAGGAAUUGAGGCAACUCAAUCAGCGCAGUAGACACAAGGCUGACGAUUCGGAAUCUCCUAGCAAAAAGGUUGUGGUCCUAGGUGCUGGAUACGUUUCUGCACCUUUGGUAGAGUAUUUACACAGAGACAACAAAAUUAGGAUCAUCGUUUGUUCACAACUAAAGGAUGAAGCUGAUGCACUUGCCAAUAGAUAUCCAGGAGUUGAAUCUGUAUUUCUUAACGUUCUCGACCGGCCUGAUACACUCCAUGAGGUUGUUAGCUCUGCGGAUGUUGUUGUAUCUUUAUUGCCGUAUUCACUUCAUCAUCUUGUAGCAAAAACAUGUAUCCAGACGAAAACUCAUUUAGUUACAGCCAGCUAUAUGAAUGACGACGUUAAAGCGCUUCAUGAAGAGGCAGAAGCAGCAGGUGUUACAAUACUGAAUGAAGUUGGACUGGAUCCUGGUAUAGAUCAUUUAUUAGCUCUGGAAUGUUUUGAUGAUAUUCGUCAAGCAGGAGGGAAAAUCGAAUCAUUUAUUUCAUGGUGCGGUGGUCUUCCUGCUCCAGAAUGUUCAUACAAUCCUCUCAGGUACAAAUUCAGUUGGUCACCCCGAGGAGCAUUGUUGAACACUCUGGCACCAGCAAAGUAUUUGAACGAAGGUCAAAUCGUUGAAAUAUCUGGAGGCGGUGAUCUUAUGUCCACUGUACAAAAUUUGGACUUUCUACCUGGCUUUGCAUUGGAAGGAUUUCCAAAUCGCGACAGUACAGUCUACAAGGAACUAUACGGAAUUCAAAAUGCAUCAACAGUAUUACGUGGUACGUUAAGAUUUCGCGGAUUUACUGAUACAAUUCAAGGGAUGCAAUUUCUGGGAUUAAUUGAUCCAAAUCCUCAUCCAAUUUUGCAUCCCAAUGGACCAGACAUCACAUGGAGGUCAUUGAUAUGCAACAUGUUGGGUUUGGAAAACGACAACAUAUUCUAUGAGAAUCUUAAGUGGAAAUUGGCAGAACGUGUCAAUUCCGAAGUACGUGUUCAGGCCAUUGAAGAUUUAGGACUUUUGAACGACGAUCCAGUUGUCAAGAUGAACACGCCUUUGGAUACUCUGACUUAUUACCUUUCAAAGAAAUUAUGCUUUGAAAAGAACGAAAGGGACUUGAUUAUUUUGAGACAUGACAUUGGUAUUCUUUGGCCUGACAAUAGAAGAGAAGAUAGAGGAAUUAAUUUGGUUGUUUAUGGAGAUCCAAAAGGACACUCUGCAAUGGCUCGUGCCGUUGGAUAUCCUGCAGCCAUUGCCGUUAAGAUGGUUUUGGAUGGGGAAAUACAACAGAGAGGCAUGGUUCUGCCAUUCACGCAAAAUAUUUAUAGGCCAAUACUCAAUCGAUUACGAGCAGAAGGAUUGGAAUCAUUUGAAUCGUCUCGAUGGAAUUGAUUAUAUAUAAAUUAACACUGGGUUUAUAGAAAUUUAUUAUAUACCUAUCUUAUGGACACACGUCAAAUUGACUCGUGAACGAAACUACAACUUGUUUUAUUCAAAAACAGCAUAGUUGUACACUGUUAAUUUAGAAUGUUUAACAUUAUGUAACAUUACAUUUAUUAAAUGUCGGCAUAAGUGGCAGGAGAGAAAUGUAAA
This is a messenger RNA of Cephus cinctus (wheat stem sawfly), 3217 nucleotides long. It is a transcript of the gene LKRSDH, whose product is annotated as alpha-aminoadipic semialdehyde synthase, mitochondrial. Bases 185 to 3016 code for a protein of 943 amino acids. The transcript has 10 exons. Gene Ontology annotation, molecular function: saccharopine dehydrogenase activity. Lineage: Eukaryota; Metazoa; Arthropoda; Insecta; Hymenoptera; Cephidae. The record is from RefSeq and is a predicted model, not a curated record. Gene Ontology annotation, cellular component: cytoplasm.